Homarus americanus (American lobster) is the source of this 1244-nucleotide messenger RNA. RefSeq lists its product as uncharacterized. The record is from RefSeq and is a predicted model, not a curated record. The coding region runs from base 9 to 620 and encodes 203 amino acids. NCBI's taxonomy places the organism in Eukaryota, Metazoa, Arthropoda, Malacostraca, Decapoda, Nephropidae. The transcript is spliced from 4 exons.
GCGUCAAGAUGGGAAGAGUACUGCAACUGGUGGGCGUGGCAGCACUGGUGAUGUGGGCUGGGCCAGCAGAGUGUCAAGAGGACCUAUUGGCUGUAGAGAGCUCAGUGGGCGGAGUGAGGGUCGCGGCGCCUCCCUCAUACCUCACGCCGAAGGACAACAGGGUAGUGUCGGGACAUCAACAGCAGCAGUACGCCAAAUACCCCGUCAGGAAACAACUUGGUGAGAUUAUGCUUCCAUCUCGACCGAAGGCACCGCGCUCCAGAAACCCCAUCACUGGGAUUGGUCAGCAGAUUGGUGAAUAUAUGCGGCGAAUCAGCGACUACUUCUACUGGUUUAUCUCGGGAAGCCCACCAAUCACGCGCAAAAAAGCCAAAGCAAAACAACGCGCUCCCGGGAAAGGAUUGGUCCGUAAACCGUACCGCUUCAGGGGAGCGCCAAUCAGACAACAAAAUGCCGAGGGUGAAGCACCAGUCACAAAAAAGCAGUUGCCCAUGAGUCGUCGGCUGGGUCGUCCUCAGUAUCAGGUGGUCCGGGACAGGCACAACAUCCCUUACACACAACUGAGAGACAACCUACAUCGAAGACGCAGACACGAAGUGAUGAAAAUAACCAAAAAAUAAGACAUUAACUUCAAAAAUGGUGCAAUACUCUCUAGUCCUGUAAGAGACCGAGAGCUGCCGCCCCACGAGUCAUUAAUUACGCCGACCUCCAGUGUGGCACCUCGAGUACUACACAUCCCCACUGUAGCACACCUUCACCUCUGCACAUCAUUAAUUUACAUCUCGUAUUACACGUCUCCCGGAUCUUACCUGGCUCAUAGGUCAUCGACUGACUUCUGUUAAGCUUAGAAGUAAAUAGGUAAUAAAUAUACUAUGUAAUUACAUUUCAGUAGAGUAGAAACACAUGUAUAGGAAUAUUGUUGCACUUGUGUUGAGGAUUAAGUAACACUGUACUGAUUCAAUAUUUACUUAGCGAUCACCACACCUUAAACGACCGUAUCAGGGGAACCUAACCUAAGGACCUUAUUAAGGGAAGGGUGUUGAGUGUAGGCCGACACCAUUUGGGGAUCCUCGCCUUACUUAUUGUACUAGGUCACUCUUCCUCUCACGUUGUCAGAGACUGUACUGUAAACUGGGGGACCACACCUGACUGAUAAUCCUAAAUUGGGGGGUUGGCGUUACCUUUAUAACUGGAGGGAGAGGUUGCCUGUAGAACUAGGGGGAGAGGUUGCCUGUAGAACUGGG